This is a messenger RNA of Haliotis rubra (blacklip abalone), 960 nucleotides long. RefSeq lists its product as uncharacterized. The coding region runs from base 7 to 960 and encodes 317 amino acids. The record is from RefSeq and is a predicted model, not a curated record. The transcript is spliced from 6 exons. NCBI's taxonomy places the organism in Eukaryota, Metazoa, Mollusca, Gastropoda, Lepetellida, Haliotidae.
CCGAAAAUGCCCAUAUCCAGCGGCGCGCUCGACUGGCCGGUUAGUUAUUAUUCCAAACCGACAGCCGUGGAAAACGUCGUCACCGGAUACGACAACCUUGACCCCUGGUCACGUCAUCAUGCCUACCGUAACUGGACAUGGAAGAAGAUGCGAAACAAUCGGAAGAAGAAGAAGGACAAAGACUCCCCCGAAGAGAAACGGCUUCACCGUAGGCGAUGUUGCUGUUGUGUGUUAUGGUGGUUGACGGCGCUGCUUCUCAUCAUCCUGACUCUCGUUCUCUUCAUGGUGUUCUGGACCAGAUACAGAGGCAGCAACCUCCCAGAUAUAAACUUUGACGAGUACGAGAAUAUUCCCUCCUGCCACGGCACGUGGAGAAAGACGUUCAUACUGUGCAACAGCAGCACUCGUCCCAAUGUCACUUACCAGUGUUGUUACGGGGUGGACGCCCUGAAGGCUGUAUCAGGUCAUGGCGACGCAUGGCCUGGUGGUUGGACAUUUGAUGGACCGUGUAAGGGAUGCAAGCUAAAAGCUUUUUCCAAACAGCGCUACAGACUCCACAACUCUUCAAGAGAUCGACCGAGAACUGAUAGACCAAGGGUCACAACUCCAGCGCAGGACCGCAUCAUCCGGGUGUUGCAUCUUCGCAACCGGCCAUUGUGGAACCUCGGCAGCAGUGCACGUGCUCUUACCGCAGAUGGUUCACUCCACAACAGACGCUAUUGGCUCCCCGAUAGAACAGUUGCCCCUUCAGGCAACUUAGCCACCAGUGAGGACACGUCUGGUGUGGAAGGGGUUCCAACAGUUGUAGAACCACUUGUAGCAAUUACUGGAGUGGCAGUGAUGUCGUCAGAUGAUUCUACAACCGCAGGAGCUCCAACAACACCAACAGCACUGACAGAAGGUGCCUGCUCUAUCCGUGGAAAAGCCUCAACACCUUGGGACAUACCAGAGGACACAUGA